ACGACACGCACAUACAAUCUACGCGGACUUCACUCCUGGAUUCGCUCCUGGCUGUCACCGAAUCCGUUUUCCGUUGAGAAUUGUAUCCGGAACGGACGCAGACUUCAAUGGCGAUUGCCUUAUCAAGCCGGAAUGGAGGGUGUACCAAACGCGAAUGCAGAUGGCCAGCAACAACAAGAUACAUCGAAACGUCAAAGAAUCGCAACCAACGCUCAUCAGAGCAAUCAGUGUUUUUCUAUCGUCCACAUCCUGUUUCAGCAACAAGUUGGUCAUUAUGUCGAUGAUUUCACGACAAAUUAUCGCAAGGACAAAUGUCGCAAGCUGACAAUCGUCCUCGGCCCGAUCGAAAACACACUACAAUUGAAUCAUUGUGAAGAUUGUCUCAUCAUUUCCGCCUGUCGCCGAGCUGUUCUCGUCGGUUGUCGUCGUUGUACUCUUCAUCUAUGCAUCCAAUCACGCCCGGUUCUGAUUCAGCCACCUUUGCCCAGUGUCAAUACCGCUGCUGCCAGUACCGCCUCGACAGGUGUGACCGGAUCCGGUGGAUCAAGUGCUCCUUCACAGACAUCCAGUGCACCAGGUACGCCAACUCCGGCAGCCGCUGUGACACAACUGGGAAACGAAGAAAUCCUUCUGGCACCGUAUCAUACUACAUAUCUGAAGUUGGUGGAUCACAUGAUCCGAGUGAAUUUGAGUGCCAAAGUCAAUUAUUGGGACAAACCGUUUUUGUUGGGUGAGUUCCUGUCUCUAACUUAA
Molecule: messenger RNA, 753 nt
Organism: Echinostoma caproni
Lineage: Eukaryota; Metazoa; Platyhelminthes; Trematoda; Plagiorchiida; Echinostomatidae
Source: the annotation of a GenBank genome assembly